AUGGUGUUUGCCUUAAUGUUCUCGAACCUUGUGAACUACCCGGUCGAGUCUUUAGUGAUCGUGUCCUGUGUACUAUCGUGCGCGUAUAUUCUCACCAAUGAGUUCAUACGGUAUACGGCUCGCGUUAAGGGUUUUAAGGGGCCUCCGGGGCUUCUCAUGAUUGGAAAUCUCGAGCAAAUCCAGGAGAAUGCAGCAGAGCAGUACCGUCAGUGGUCCGGGGAAUAUGGACCCGUUUACCAAAUUCAAUUAGGGAAUAUUCCAAUUAUUGUGGUCAAUACUGCGGCUUCCGCAAAGACGUUGUUCAGUCAAAACUCACAGGCCUUGAGUUCAAGACCCGAGUUUUAUACCUUCCACAAGGUCGUGUCAAAUACUGCCGGUACGACAAUUGGAACUUCUCCAUACAGUGAAUCUCUUAAAAGAAGAAGAAAGGGUGCAGCCACUGCUCUAAACAAGCCCUCUGUUCAGUCAUACGUAGGCCACUUGGAUGUCGAAACUAAGGAUUUUGUGGUUGAGCUGCUCAAAUAUGGGCAUGCGGGAAAUACCGCUAUUGAUCCCAUGCCAAUGAUUCAGCGAUUGAGCCUUAGUCUUUCUCUCACUCUUAACUGGGGUGUCCGUAUGGUAUCCCAGGAAGAGGAGCUUUUCAAAGAAAUCACCCAUGUUGAAGACGAGAUUAGUCGGUUCAGAAGCACCACCGGAAACCUACAGGAUUAUAUCCCUCUCCUGCGCUUGAAUCCUUUCAACUUUGGCUCCAAGAAGGCUGCAGAAAUGCGAGAUCGUCGUGACAAAUACCUAAAGCACUUGAAUGCCGGCCUUGAGGAGAGGAUGGCAAGAAAUGAGCAUCAGCCAUGUAUCCAGGCCAACAUUAUGCUCGAUAAGGAAGCCAAGUUGAAUAACGAAGAGCUCACUUCCAUUAGUUUAACUAUGCUUUCAGGAGGACUGGACACCCUGACGACUUUGGUAGCCUGGAGUAUUGCACUCUUUGCUCAACGACCUGAUAUUCAAGACAAGGCUGCAGAUGCUAUCAAAGAGUAUUACUCUCAAGACCAGCCUUUAUGUGAUGCAUUGGAUGAUCAGAAGUGCGGGUAUAUUGUUGCAUUAGGUAAAGAGUGUCUCAGAUAUUUUACAGUCCUCCGCCUGGCUCUCCCACGAACGUCGAUCAAAGACAUCACGUAUGAGGGUAAAGUUAUCCCAAAAGGAACGGUCUUUUUUCUCAAUGCUUGGGCAUGUAAUAUGGAUCCCUAUGUAUGGACUGACCCAGAGGUGUUUCGCCCUGAGCGCUGGAUUGAAAAACCCGAAGCACCAUUAUUCACAUACGGCCUCGGUUAUCGCAUGUGUGCUGGCUCAUUACUGGCCAACCGUGAGAUUUAUCUCAUAUUCAUUCGCAUGCUAAACAGCUUCAGAAUCAUAUCUGACGAAAAGAUCAACACCCACCCCAUUCAUGGAAAUUCUGACCCAACGAGCUUGGUGGCCAUUCCAAAGAAAUACAAAGUGAAAUUCGUGCCCAAGAAUAAAACGGCUCUGGAUGAGUCCCUUUCUAGCUUCCCCUCGAAGUAA
Molecule: messenger RNA, 1554 nt
Organism: Microsporum canis CBS 113480
Lineage: Eukaryota; Fungi; Ascomycota; Eurotiomycetes; Onygenales; Arthrodermataceae
Product: 3-hydroxyphenylacetate 6 hydroxylase
Exons: 4
Coding region: 1-1554 (517 amino acids)
Molecular function (GO): oxidoreductase activity, acting on paired donors, with incorporation or reduction of molecular oxygen; iron ion binding; monooxygenase activity
Source: RefSeq, a predicted model, not a curated record